UGGCCUGGCUUAGUCGGACUCAUCUUCUUCUGAACGUGAUUCAGAAUUCGGAUCACAAACAUUUCACAUUCCCAGGUCUUCACAUUUUUUGUAACAAUCCCUGAUCAAACUGGCUUCUCGUGCUGCUUCUCAACGUCUUCACUUCCGCCGUCGUCCAGAAGCAUUUCCGACUUUACCAACUCGUCGCAAAUAAAAAUUCAGUAACCACAACUCUUAACUCAUAAAAACAAACUUAACCCAAAAAAGUGCUGAGGUCAGACGCAUCGGACGCGGAGAGGAAAGGUCCACGACGCGCUCUCAUUCACCACUGAUGCUCUCUCGGGGACUCCGUUAGAAGCGAUUCCCAAUACCUAUUUCCAAGUUCAUACUAUAAUAUGUGUGGUAGCGUUUGGUGAUUACCUAAGACGCGGAUCAAAGAGUAUAUGACGUGCCAAAUGUCUUCCUUGCCGUCAAUGUUAAGUAAACUGGAGGUGAGUUAGUGGGAAUAAUGUAUUUUUAAGAGCUUCUUCUUCUUCCUUUGUGCUUACAUCUUCUCCAAUGUUAUUGUUAACUGCAAUUUUCAGCCACGUUAUUUUCUGCUUGUAGUGCAAUCCUCUCCAGUCAACAGUAUAAGUAUGGCAAACCGAAUUUGCAUUAGCUUCACUGCUGGAAUAAUUACUUUGGCGUGAGAUAACUCGAAAUAUUAGUGGUGAAAGUAGUGUCAAACCUUUCCCCCAUCACUGCCAACCAACCUAGCAAGAAGUGGAUAAAGUGCCAAAAUUGUGUGUCUGAAUUGGUGAAUUGAAAAUGUUCACUGUCUUGGACGACAAUUUAUGUACUCAUUUAUAUAAUUGACUUGAGGCGGUAGCUUUUGAUCCACAAUAAAUAAAUAAUCUUGCUCACAAGAUUUUACUACGUUUUUAAUUUUGCGUGGUGAGAUGAUGGAUAGACGUUGUGGGGCCGGGUGACGAUGACAUGUGGAGAACAGGAUAACUGUGAUGCAAAAAGAAGUCGACCAACCGACGAGGAAUCUCUUGAGUCAUAUAAUCUUUAGUGAACUAAUGAUGCGUCGAUGCGACAUAGUUCUUCAUACCAAAAAGCUACUCGACGCAAGAAAGCGGAAAAAUGAGGGCUAGUUGAAGCUUUGGUGGUGGUGGUGGCGUGGAGUUGUUCAAGUGAUCUCUCGAGUGCUUUUGGGCUUCCAAACCAAAAUUGUGUUUCAAAGUUUUUGGAAAAAGAUGUACAAAAAUUUGUGGUAGUGAAACUUGUCGUAAACUCGUCAUUCCUAUAGUUGAGUGAAAUGAAAGUCGGUGUGGUCGGUGCGAGUAUCAUUUCCGCGACGUCAACAUCCAACGUCAACCUGUUCAUACUGACAAACUUCAUCUCAUAUUGUGUAUAUUAAUGAUGGAUUGUAUUUUGUUCUUGUCACCGCGAGAAGGAACAAAUUGGAGACAUAGUUUUGUUUUUGUUUUGCCGUGACAGAGAUGAAAUCCAGUUCGGGUAAGUUUUUAAGUGGUGAUCUCUGAUGAAAGCCAAGCCACCCACCACCGUUUUACAAAUACUGUCAGACUCUUGCAUCCGUGGAUGAACAAUAAUGAGCUAUCCAUGACGAAAAGACUAUUAUGUACUCAGACUACUGCAACUGCGACGACCAAUAGUGGGUGCAUUGGUGCUGGUGGAUUUGGACCCCACCGCAGAAUGUGGAUUGUUCUGGGUACGUGGUACGUUUUCUGGAUACUUUCAUCCGCCAGUGUAACUGACAACACUUUUUGGGAAAAUGAGACAUCCACAACACCACCACCUCGACGAGAUGAUAAUACUGCAAAACUCGUGUCACAGAUCCUGAAGAAUUACGACAUCCGACUGCGACCUAAAUUCGCUGGUGACCCGCUAUAUAUUGGGAUGGACAUUACCAUUGCGAGUUUCGAUGACAUUUCAGAAGUGAACAUGGAUUACACAAUAACAAUGUAUCUUAAUCAGUACUGGAAGGAUGACAGACUUGCAUUUAGCACGAACGAUGAACAACUCACACUUUCUGGAGAUUUUGCGGAAAAGAUUUGGGUGCCGGACACUUUCUUUGCCAAUGAUAAGAAUAGCUAUUUGCAUGAUGUUACCGAGAAGAACAAAAUGGUUCGUCUAGCUGGAGAUGGAAGUAUAACUUACGGGAUGCGUUUCACAACAACUCUCUCGUGCAUGAUGGACCUGCACUAUUAUCCGUUAGAUUCGCAGAAUUGCACCGUGGAGAUAGAAAGCUAUGGAUACACUGUUGCAGACGUGGUAAUGUACUGGAAAAUGCCGGGCGUAAUGGGGGUGGAGGACGUGAAAUUGCAACAAUUUCGAGUUAUUGGGCACGAAACGAAUGAUAAGCUUGAAAAUCUUGCUACCGGUGUGUAUCAACGGCUUUCGCUUUCUUUUGGACUUAAAAGGAACGUGGGAUACUUUAUUUUCCAAACUUAUCUCCCAUCCAUCCUUAUCGUCAUGUUAUCGUGGGUUUCAUUCUGGAUUAAUCACGAGUCCCCACCUGCUCGCGUUGCUUUGGGAAUCACAACUGUGCUAACCAUGACCACGAUCAGUACCGGAGUCCGAUCAUCGCUUCCACGAAUUUCCUACGUUAAAGCUAUAGACAUUUACCUUGUGAUGUGCUUCGUCUUCGUGUUCGCAGCUCUACUCGAAUAUGCUGCAGUCAACUACAAUUUUUGGGAGGCCAAGACAGCCGCAGCUCAAAAAGCAGUGAAAAUGGCAAAAAAAGCAAAACUGAAAGCGAUAGCUCUGUUAAAGAAAAGUACGCGCGGUGAGAAGCAAAAGCUGGGUGCUCGAGUCAAGUCCUUCUUUGGCAAGGGUAAAAAGAGGGACGGGACGAAUGGAGAAGAUAAGGCGAAGGCAAGAAAAAGGGGUGUGGAUGGGGAAGUAGUCGGUAUUGAGAUAACUGAACCGAGUCCAGUACCACAAUUAAUACCGCCAUCACCAGCAUCAUCAUCUCUCCAAGUAACGCCAUCAACAUCAACGUCCAAGCUGCCCAUUCCUGCCAUCAGUGUCCCUCCAAAACUAAGUCGUCCCCCAUCCCUCAAACGGGACAAAGCACCACUCGCGGUGCCAGAGAUUCCCAAAGAACUGUUGGCUCUGACCCCAAUGACCGGUCCUCCUACUCUAACUCCUCAAGUCUCUAUCGAGGUCAGCGAAACGAGUUCACUUUCUCUCCCGAUCCCGAGAAUGGUGAGAAGUACAAGUUUCUCUGGGACCUCAGGAGUGGAACACCCCUCACAUUUAACGGUGGUUCCACCACCCCCAAAAUUUGUACAAUUCCCUGUCCUCAAGAAGCAUGGACCGACAUGGAGACAGCGGAGAGAACGACUAGGACAAAGCGUAAAGAAAAAAGCCCACGCAAUUCAGAAACGACUCCCCUCUGCCAAAGAUGAUGUCAACAUUAUCGACAAAUUUUCAAGAAUCGUAUUCCCCAUUUCUUUUCUCCUUUUUAAUGCUAUAUACUGGAGCUACUAUUUCGUUAACUCGUGAACAUUCUUUGCUUACAAUGGAAGGAAAGGAAACAAUUGUGUAAUCAUGUAACAACUAUCGCGUGAAUUGUUUUUAGGUUAUUAUUUGUACCAAAUAUCAUGUAUGUAUAAAUACACAAUAUGGAAUGUGUAACUCGAGAAUAGGGUAUGAUUAGAUUUCACUCAUUGUGUUCCACGAAUAAUUUAAUUAACUUUUUAAUAAUAAAUAAUACAACCGCGCUACGACGCCAA
Molecule: messenger RNA, 3722 nt
Organism: Folsomia candida
Lineage: Eukaryota; Metazoa; Arthropoda; Collembola; Entomobryomorpha; Isotomidae
Product: gamma-aminobutyric acid receptor subunit beta-like
Exons: 7
Coding region: 1564-3492 (642 amino acids)
Biological process (GO): regulation of membrane potential; signal transduction; chemical synaptic transmission
Cellular component (GO): neuron projection; GABA-A receptor complex; membrane
Molecular function (GO): extracellular ligand-gated monoatomic ion channel activity; GABA-A receptor activity; neurotransmitter receptor activity
Source: RefSeq, a predicted model, not a curated record